AUGGGCGGUGGUGUAGGUAUUGGCGAUUUCAACAACGAUGGCCUGAAAGAUGUUUUCUUUACCGGCAACCAGGUAAGCAGCCGCUUGUACAUCAACAAAGGUGGCAAUCAUUUUGAAGACAUUACGCAGGCAGCCGGACUCACCACGCACGAAUGGGCAACCGGGGUAAGCGUGGUAGAUAUCAACCACGAUGGCUAUGAUGAUAUUUAUAUUUCUGUAUUUGGCAAAAACCUUCUACACCGUGCAAAGAACCUGCUGUUUAUUAACCAGCACGAUCUCAGUUUCCGGGAGUCUGCCACAGAAUACGGGUUGGCAGACACGGGUUAUUCUACACAGGCCGUUUUCCUGGAUUACGACAGGGAUGGUGAUCUUGAUAUGUACCUCAGUAAUUACCUGCUGAAUGGUCCCAAUGCCAAUUAUCUUUUUCCACGCGACAGCAGUGGCCGUUCAGCCGCCAAUGAUAAGCUCUACCGCAAUGAAGGCUAUUCUUCAAAACUUGGGCAUGAUGUAUUUGCUGAUGUGAGCAUGCAGGCGGGCAUAAAGGAAGAUGGCUAUGGACUGGGAUUGGUAACAGGUGAUUUUAAUGAAGAUGGCUGGCCGGACAUCUAUGUGGCCAAUGAUUUUGUAUCCAAUGACGAAAUGUGGUUAAAUAACCGCAGCGGAGGAUGCAGCAGAUAUCAACAACGAUGGCCUGCAGGAUAUUGUAACGCUUGA
Ostertagia ostertagi is the source of this 714-nucleotide messenger RNA. The record is from the annotation of a GenBank genome assembly. Lineage: Eukaryota; Metazoa; Nematoda; Chromadorea; Rhabditida; Trichostrongylidae.